AAGUGAAAGUAAAAGCAAAAAAAUACCCAUGAAAAGCGCUGACACACGGCCUGCCACAAAGCUGUAAGGUUUUUAUUUUCAGAGGCAGCUCUUGGCUUCACCCUUCGUCUCCUCUGUCUUCACGCUGAAGAUGCUGCACAGUUUGAAGCCCUGUGAGCAGCAGACUGGAGGUUUCAACUUUGAAAACAGCCGCAGGAAUGCAGUGUUGGAGUCCAAUUUUUCAGAGCUCGGCUACAAAGCUCCCAGUGCCAGGAAGACGGGAACCACCAUCGCUGGGAUUGUUUACAAGGAUGGAGUCAUUCUGGGAGCAGACACCAGGGCAACGGACGACAUGGUGGUGGCUGACAAAAACUGCAUGAAGAUUCACUACAUCGCUCCAAAGAUCUACUGUUGUGGGGCCGGCGUGGCUGCAGAUGCAGAGAUCACCACGCAGAUCAUGGCAUCCAACGUGGAACUGCAUACGCUCAACACUGGGCGACCCCCUCUUGUCGCCAUGGUAACCCGACAGCUGAAACAGAUGCUGUUCAGGUACCAGGGUCACGUUGGUUCGUCUCUGAUUGUUGGAGGAGUUGAUGUGACUGGAGCUCACCUGUACAGUGUUUAUCCACAUGGCUCCUAUGACAAGCUGCCUUUCCUCACCAUGGGUUCUGGAGCUGCAGCUGCUGUGUCUGUAUUUGAGGACAGAUUCAAACCCAACAUGGAGCUAGAGGAGGCGAAGCAGCUUGUACGAGACGCCAUCGCUGCAGGAAUUUUCUGCGACUUGGGUUCAGGCAGCAAUGUGGACUUGUGUGUUAUCACUGAGGCUGGAGUGGACUUCCUGCGAGGCUAUGACAAGCCCACAACGAAGGGCAAAAGAGAGGGACAGUACAGGUAUAAGCCCGGCACCACAGCUGUCCUGACCAAAACUGUGACCCCGCUCUCCCUGGAUGUGGUCGACCAGUCUGUUCAGAUCAUGGACACUGAAUAAAACACAAUAAAAUGCUACUGCUGGAAAAAAACAUCUAGUCACUAUGUGGUAAUAAUAUAUCAGUGUAAUGAUAAAGGCAGAUCAGAGUGCACAUAGAAGAGGUUUGUUUAGUGUCUCUAUAGCAUCACUGACUGUAAAAGUUGUUUGGUAAUAAAAAGCAUUUGAUGGUUAAA
Messenger RNA from Toxotes jaculatrix (banded archerfish), 1140 nucleotides. RefSeq names its product proteasome 20S subunit beta 10 (gene psmb10). Lineage: Eukaryota; Metazoa; Chordata; Actinopteri; Toxotidae. Gene Ontology annotation, cellular component: proteasome core complex. The record is from RefSeq and is a predicted model, not a curated record. The transcript has 8 exons. Bases 131 to 967 code for a protein of 278 amino acids.